This is a messenger RNA of Hibiscus syriacus, 780 nucleotides long. RefSeq lists its product as uncharacterized. The transcript is spliced from 3 exons. The record is from RefSeq and is a predicted model, not a curated record. The coding region runs from base 101 to 610 and encodes 169 amino acids. NCBI's taxonomy places the organism in Eukaryota, Viridiplantae, Streptophyta, Magnoliopsida, Malvales, Malvaceae.
UUGAAGGGCAAAUCGAAGAGCUUCCGAAUCCAAGUCCACACCAUUUCUACUAGAAAAAGAACUCAAGAAGAACAGUAAAAUAAAUUCAAGCAAAAAGGAAAUGAAGGUCGACGACGUUCUGCGGACGACAACGUUAGCUAAUGUGAAAAAGGAGAACUCAGAUUCGAGUUUAUUCGGUAAAGGCCAUUACAAGUUCUGGGCUUUAGCGGCGAUUCUGUUAUUGGCAUUCUGGUCGAUGUUCACCGGUACCGUUACUCUCCGUUGGUCAGCCGGUAACCUCAGCCGUUUUUCCGAUGAUAUUGAUAGCCACAUUCACGACGAUCUGGAUGUUCUCGAAAUGGAGAGAGAGAAGUUGGUGAUGCACAUGUGGGAUGUGUACACUAGCAGCCAUCGGAUUAGCUUACCAAUGUUUUGGCAACAGACGUUUGAGGCUGCCUACGAGGACUUGAUCAGUGAUGUGCCUGGAGUUAGAGAGGAUGCAAUCACUGAGAUCGCUAAGAUGUCCGUACGCUCCGUGAAUCUUGAUUCUCCGCUAAUCCGAUCAACGAAGGACCUGAAACGAGCAGAGAAACGUAGGUUGAAGGUAAUUUCAAGUGGAAUUGGUGAAUGAUGUGAUGCGAAGAAGAAAUGCUGGAUAAUGUUAAUCUUAAUUACUACUUCCGAACUCUCAUUUUACUGCUCUACCGCCCAUGUUUGCGAAUUGCGAGAGGUAGUGGCCUGAUCCUAUCGGGAAACCCUUAUACGGUUUGCAUACAGAAACAAAACGAUAUAUUUGUUUCA